Molecule: messenger RNA, 930 nt
Organism: Kickxella alabastrina
Lineage: Eukaryota; Fungi; Kickxellomycota; Kickxellomycetes; Kickxellales; Kickxellaceae
Product: phosphatase 2C-like domain-containing protein
Exons: 2
Coding region: 1-813 (270 amino acids)
Source: RefSeq, a predicted model, not a curated record
AUGGCCACGAGCGCGGGCGAAGAUGCGUUUUUCCACCGGCCUGAUGCCUUGGGAAUCGCUGACGGUGUGGGCGGAUGGGCUGGUGUCAAGGAUGCCGAUCCGUCUCUGUUUGCACGCCGACUGAUGCACCAUGUUAAUCUGGAGGUGCAGCGGUAUGAGAAUAUUGACGACGAAAUGUUCUCGCACUACUACGACGCUACCCCGGUUGACAUUCUGCGCCGGGCGUAUGAGUUUACGUUGGAUGAGAUGGAGACUCUGGCGGUGCGCGGGUCGUCGACAGCCUGCGUGGUGGUUCUGCGCGGCGAUGAGUUGCGUGUGGCCAAUUUGGGCGACUGCGGACUGACUGUGGUGCGCCAGGGCGAUAUGGUCUAUCGGACAGAGGAGCAGCAGCACUCGUUUAAUUUCCCGUACCAACUGGGCACAGAGGCACACUCCGACACCCCUUCGGAUGCGCAGGUGUUCCGGCUGAAGAUCCAGAAGGGCGACAUUAUUAUUGUCGGGUCCGACGGUGUGUUUGACAACCUUUUUGACGAGGACAUCCUGGACGAGGUCAACCAGCAUCUGCCGCCGCUCAUGCGCGCCGAGGCCCCAUCAAAGUUCUCCCUGCCGCAGUUCCAUAUUGACCCGCGUGCUAUCAGUCUGGCAAUUGCGAAGCGUGCAAAGCUGGUUAGCGAGGAUACGCGGUACUCUGAGAGCCCGUUCCAGAUGCGUGCUAUGCAGGAGGGGCUUUACUAUCAGGGAGGCAAGCGCGAUGACAUUACUGUUGUAGUGGCUGUCGUUACUGAUCUCGAAGACACUCCAGACCGCCGGUGAAUUAUUGGAUAAAUUAUAUAUGUACAUGUAUUAUAUUGAGUAGUUGAAAUUCGCAGCAGCAGUUAUAUCUUUUUAGUUAUUUACAAUUAAUCAGUCACAGUAUAAUAUUCAAUUACG